Molecule: messenger RNA, 1079 nt
Organism: Aaosphaeria arxii CBS 175.79
Lineage: Eukaryota; Fungi; Ascomycota; Dothideomycetes; Pleosporales
Product: HIT-like protein
Exons: 3
Coding region: 259-882 (207 amino acids)
Biological process (GO): nucleotide metabolic process
Molecular function (GO): catalytic activity
Source: RefSeq, a predicted model, not a curated record
UUGAGAUGGACUAAUUAUGUCACCAUCCAUAGUCAGUCGCGACGCAGUACGCAGUCCGAACAACACGUCCACGAGUCCACGACCAUGACCACCCCAACUACCCCAACCGAGGUUCACUACCUCCCCCAUUCGACGCUAUACCCAAUCCAGCCCCAUAGCUUCCAGACUCCAACAUCACGCCCAUUCAAAGCUCUCAACCAUCAAUAAAUCAGUGAAACAAACACCCUUCCAUCGAAUUCACCUUACCAUGUACAUACAAUGAAUGAACUCGACCUCCACUACCCACCCGACACAUGUCCCUUCUGUAACAUCGCCGUCGCAUUUGAAACCCUAUCCCCAUCCCCAUCCCCAACGUCUCCUUCCCCAUCUUCUUCACCCCCAGCAGUAGAGGAGGACUUGCCAUCAUGCAUACCAUCAGAUGACGCAUCCGACCCUGCGAAAACGACACCAAGCUCGUUCGUAGUGCUGGCGAGCAGGAACGUCGUUGCGUUUCUGGAUAUCCUGCCCAUGACGAGGGGGCAUCUGCUGGUUGCGACGAGGGGGCAUAGGGUGAAGGUGGAGGAUAUGGAGGGCGGGGAGGCGAGGGACGUUGGGUUCUGGUUACCGCUUCUGGCGAGGACGGUCAAGAAGGUCACGGGGGUGUCGGAUUACAACAUUGUUCAGAAUAAUGGCGCAAGAGCAGCACAAGUCGUCCCGCACGUGCACUUCCACAUCAUCCCGCGGCCCGCCAGCAUGCCGCAGAUCAAGAGCAAGAGCUGGACCAUGUUCGGCCGGGGGAACCGCGACGACCUAGAUGACGAGGAGGGCGCUGCGCUCGCGGGCGAGAUGAGGAGGAUUUUGAGGGAGGAGGUUGAGCGGUUGGGGGCGAGGGGGAAGCUUUGAUUGUGAUGUCACCUAUGGGAGAAGAAGGGGAGAGUAUGAAUUAAUCGCAUCCAUGCUUUCUUCAUCCUCCGAGAGCAUACAUGGUGUGGGGGUUUGUGUUUGUAUAUAUCCGGGGUUGGAUUGGAGAGGACCUGGAGUGUAAGACUUGUAUAGAAGUUUCUUCGAGUUUGUGUGAAUAUAAGGUGUUUGUUUGUGUG